Molecule: messenger RNA, 1697 nt
Organism: Hydractinia symbiolongicarpus
Lineage: Eukaryota; Metazoa; Cnidaria; Hydrozoa; Anthoathecata; Hydractiniidae
Exons: 10
Coding region: 205-1029 (274 amino acids)
Biological process (GO): nervous system development; regulation of alternative mRNA splicing, via spliceosome
Cellular component (GO): nucleus; cytoplasm
Molecular function (GO): mRNA binding
Source: RefSeq, a predicted model, not a curated record
AGGUUGCGUUUUAUUAAGAAGCUUUUUUCCCCUGGAAAGGUAGCUUAGUAAAUAUCAAUAAUAUUAGGAUGGAUUUGUAUGGCAACGUAAAGGGAAUUCUCCAAAUAAGAAACUAUUUUUUGAAGAUAAUGAAGUCGUAGCAUGCACAUAAACUUCAAUCGUCACUAUCCAUAAUCCUCAGCUACCCAUAAUCCUCGCGUGAGCAUGAUUUUUAAUAUUGGUGAAAACUCUACCUUGGAUGUUUUACGAAUGUUGAUGCAUCGUGCGGUAGCACAGCAAACAGAACAGCCAAAGAAACCAAUAAAAAAACAUGUCGCGCAACCAAACACGUCACCCUUCGUUAUAACGCCAUCUGUUGAAGCUGCAAACGUUUCCGACACUUUGUUGAAAAACGCUGAUUCAUUGUCCAACGAUGGACCGAGACGACUUCACGUCACCAAUCUUCCUUUUAAAGUAAAAGAUAAUGAGUUGCAAGCUAUGUUUGAGAUUUACGGUGUUGUUUUGGAUGCUGAAAUCAUCUACAAUGAAAGAGGAUCAAAGGGAUUUGGUUUCGUUACUAUGGAGACUGCAGAAGCUGCUAAACAAGCAAAAGAGGCACUCAAUAAGAAAGAAAUUGAUGGUCGAAAAAUUGAGGUCAACAAUGCCACACCUAGAGCGAUCCAAAACAAAAGUGGUGUGCGUUUAAAUAAUCAAAAUACUGUCUCUCCACCACAAAGCCGCCAAACUAAUAGCAUUUUCAAGACAGCGCAGGGGGCUAAGAUACAGAAUUUCUCUGGACCGUGGAAUCCGACAUCGUUUAACUGCUUAACAACGUCUCCUGUACAGAUCAAUCCGGUUGAUUUUACUAUGCCAGCAUUACAGAUACCACCAGUCAAUCUUGCAGCUAUAUCAAACACAGCUAUUUCUGGGCUGGCAUGCAUUCCAACACCAGAACAAUAUGCACAGUAUUACAACUAUAUGUCCGCGCAUGCGCGUGCUGCUCGUUUGAAUGGGGGAAGUCUUGGUAACCAUAGAUAUCAACCGUACUAACAAACUACCUUAUGGCGAAGUAGAUAAUUUCUAUCCUGCAAACUAAUACAUAGUAAUUUUUUUGCUGUCGUAAUUUGUGUCACAUGGAAAGCAGCGGAAUACCUCUCGUUUCAGGUAAUUUUGAAAAUAAAACCUUAGCUAGAAAAUAUGCAGAAAAUCCUGUUAUUCUCAAUUUGCGUGCUUUUGCGUUUAAUUUGGAAACAAUUUCACCAUCGGCUUCGUUGAUACAUAAAAAUGGACCAUUUUUUCUCCCAAAAAUUUUCGAAUAAAAGAAUUAUAACUUUCAUAACUUUUCGAUAAUCUUUAUGGAGCGGAAUGUUAUGACUUUACCGCCUAAAAACAAAGUUACCUCCACUCCACAACAAUAGACUAUAAAAAUGUUUGGAAAAGUUCCACUAUACCUCUCAUGAUACUUACCUCAUUAAAGAGAAAGUUUUAUUAAAAUAUUGGAAAUUACUAUGGUCUUCUUUAUAAUACAUAUAUUUUCCACCUACCGUAAAAUAUGGUAGUUACAAUUUGUUCAAGUCACAAGACUGACUAUCAAUUUAAAAAACAGCCUCCUCCCUUAUUUUUAUGUAAAGUAGUUUUUAAACUUGUAUUAUUUAAUUAUUUGUUAAUUUCUAUAGAUGUCAAACAUCAGUUGAAUAUACAUACAUACAACCAGUAAA